Molecule: messenger RNA, 4825 nt
Organism: Danio rerio (zebrafish)
Lineage: Eukaryota; Metazoa; Chordata; Actinopteri; Cypriniformes; Danionidae
Gene: mtor
Product: mechanistic target of rapamycin kinase
Biological process (GO): regulation of cell size; positive regulation of multicellular organismal process; regulation of phosphatidylinositol 3-kinase/protein kinase B signal transduction
Cellular component (GO): phagocytic vesicle; mitochondrial outer membrane; lysosomal membrane
Molecular function (GO): non-membrane spanning protein tyrosine kinase activity; protein serine kinase activity; transferase activity
Source: RefSeq, marked validated
AGUAUCAGAUCUUCAUUCCUAUGGUGAACAAAGUGAUGUUGAAACACCGCAUCAAUCACCAGCGCUAUGAUGUUCUCAUCUGUCGUAUCGUCAAGGGAUAUACUUUGGCCGAAGAGGAAGAGGACCCUUUAAUAUUUCAGCACAGACAAUUGCGUAGUAGUCAAAGCGACACACUGGUCAGUGGCCCAGUGGAAUCUGGACCUAUGAAGAAGCUGCACGUCAGCACAACUGCUCUUCAGAAGGCAUGGGGUGCAGCCAGAAAGGUGUCCAAAGAUGACUGGCUGGAGUGGUUGAGAAGACUUAGUGUGGUCUUGCUAAAGGAAUCCUCCUCACCAGCCCUGCGCUCCUGCUGGUCUCUAGCACAGACAUAUAUACCACUGGCUAGGGAUCUUUUCAAUGCUGCAUUCUUAUCGUGCUGGUCCGAGCUGAGUGAAGACCAGCAGGAUGAGCUGAUCCGCAGUAUUGAGCUUGCUCUGACAUCUCAGGAUAUUGCUGAGGUCACACAGACACUGCUCAACCUCGCAGAAUUCAUGGAGCACAGCGAUAAGGGCCCACUUCCUUUGAGAGAUGACAAUGGGAUAGUUCUGCUGGGGGAGAGAGCUGCUAAAUGUCGGGCCUACGCCAAAGCCCUGCACUACAAGGAGCUGGAGUUUCAAAAGGGGGCUUCACCACUCAUUUUAGAAUCUCUGAUCAGCAUCAAUAAUAAGCUCCAGCAGCCAGAGGCCGCAUCAGGAGUGCUGGAGUAUGCCAUGAAACACUUUGGAGAAUUGGAGAUCCAGGCCACCUGGUAUGAGAAACUUCAUGAGUGGGAAGAUGCUCUGGUUGCCUACGAUAAAAAAAUCGACAUGAACAAAGAUGAUCCAGAGCUUAUUUUGGGUCGCAUGAGAUGUCUGGAAGCACUAGGCGAAUGGGGUCAGCUUCACCAACAGUGCUGUGAGGAGUGGACUCUGGUCAGUGAAGAAACUCAAGCCAAGAUGGCCCGCAUGGCAGCAGCUGCGGCGUGGGGACUGGGCCACUGGGACAGUAUGGAAGAGUAUACCUGCAUGAUCCCGCGAGACACCCACGAUGGAGCCUUUUACCGGGCAGUGCUUGCUUUACAUCAGGAUCUGUUUUCAUUGGCUCAGCAGUGUAUUGACAAGGCCAGAGAUCUGCUGGAUGCCGAGCUCACCGCCAUGGCUGGAGAGAGUUACAGUAGAGCAUACGGGGCUAUGGUAUCAUGCCAGAUGCUUUCGGAGUUAGAGGAGGUGAUCCAGUAUAAACUGGUUCCCGAGAGAAGGGACAUCAUCAGGGAAACAUGGUGGGAGAGACUGCAGGGUUGUCAACGCAUUGUGGAAGACUGGCAGAGGAUCUUAAUGGUGCGCUCUUUGGUCAUUAACCCACAUGAGGACAUGAGGACGUGGUUGAAGUACGCCAGCCUCUGUGGAAAAAGUGGAAGACUGGCGCUGGCCCAUAAGACUCUGGUUCUCCUGCUGGGUGUGGAUCCCUCCAAACAGCUCGACCACCCCUUGCCCACCGCCCACCCGCAUGUCACCUACGCUUACAUGAAGUACAUGUGGAAGAGCACUCGCAAGAUCGAUGCCUUCCAGCAUAUGCAGCACUUUGUGCAGGGAAUGCAACAGCAAGCACAACAUGCCAUCGCAGCUGAAGACCAGCAGCACAAACUGGAGCUGCACAAACUAAUGGCACGGUGUUUUCUGAAGCUGGGGGAGUGGCAGCUCAGCCUUCAGGGCAUCAAUGAGAGCACCAUCCCUAAAGUCUUGCAGUAUUACAGUCACUCAACGGAGCAUGAUCGCAACUGGUACAAGGCCUGGCAUGCUUGGGCAGUAAUGAACUUUGAGGCCGUGCUUCACUACAAGCAUCAGAACCAGGGCCGCGAUGAGAAGAAGAAACUGCGACACGCAAGCGGCGCCAGCGCCAACAGCGAAGCCAGUAACAGCGACAGCGAAGCCGACAGCACCGAGCACAGUCCCGUACCCUCACCCGGACAGAAGAAAGUCAACGAAGAUUUGUCCAAGACUCUCCUUCUUUACACAGUGCCUGCAGUGCAGGGGUUUUUCAGAUCCAUCUCACUCUCACGUGGAAAUAACUUACAGGACACACUGAGAGUCCUGACCCUAUGGUUUGAUUAUGGUCACUGGCCUGAAGUGAAUGAAGCUCUAGUCGAAGGUAUCAAGACCAUUCAGAUAGACACUUGGUUACAGGUGAUUCCUCAACUGAUCGCUCGGAUUGAUACGCCACGUGCACUGGUGGGACGGCUCAUUCACCAGCUACUCACUGACAUUGGUCGCUACCACCCUCAGGCUUUGAUUUAUCCUCUCACCGUGGCCUCCAAAUCCACAACCACUGCCCGUCACAACGCAGCCAACAAGAUCUUGAAGAACAUGUGUGAGCACUGCAACACGCUGGUCCAGCAAGCUAUUAUGGUGAGCGAGGAGCUUAUCAGGGUCGCUAUUCUCUGGCAUGAAAUGUGGCACGAGGGGCUGGAGGAAGCGUCACGUCUAUAUUUUGGAGAGAGGAACGUCAAGGGAAUGUUUGCCGUUCUGGAGCCCCUCCAUGCCAUGAUGGAGAGAGGACCACAAACCCUAAAAGAAACAUCAUUUAAUCAGGCUUAUGGCCGAGAUCUGAUGGAGGCGCAGGACUGGUGUAGAAAGUACAUGCGAUCGGGUAACGUCAAGGACCUGACGCAGGCCUGGGAUCUGUACUACCAUGUGUUCCGCAGGAUCUCCAAACAGCUGCCACAGCUCACUUCUCUAGAGCUUCAGUACGUCUCACCUAAACUGCUGAUGUGUCGUGAUUUGGAGUUGGCUGUGCCUGGAACAUAUGACCCCAAUCAGUCAAUCAUACGCAUCCAGUCCAUUGCUCCCUCGCUGCAGGUCAUCACCUCCAAACAGCGGCCACGCAAACUCACCAUCAUGGGCAGCAAUGGCCAUGAGUUCAUGUUCCUGCUGAAGGGUCAUGAAGAUUUACGACAGGACGAGAGGGUCAUGCAGCUUUUUGGCUUGGUGAACACUCUACUGGCUAAUGACCCAGCCUCCCUGCGCAAGAACCUGAGUAUUCAGCGCUAUGCUGUGAUCCCGCUUUCCACCAACUCUGGCCUGAUUGGCUGGGUUCCUCACUGUGACACGCUGCACGCACUGAUUCGAGACUACAGAGAGAAGAAGAAGAUCCUGCUCAACAUUGAACAUCGCAUCAUGCUCAGGAUGGCCCCUGACUAUGACCAUUUGACUCUAAUGGAGAAGGUGGAAGUGUUUGAGCAUGCAGUGAACAAUACUGCAGGAGAUGACCUGGCCAAACUGCUUUGGCUGAAGAGUCCCAGUUCAGAGGUCUGGUUUGACAGGAGGACCAACUACACACGCUCGCUAGCUGUUAUGUCCAUGGUUGGCUAUAUCUUAGGACUUGGAGACAGGCAUCCUUCUAAUCUGAUGUUGGACAGGCUCAGUGGAAAGAUACUGCAUAUCGAUUUUGGAGACUGUUUUGAGGUUGCAAUGACCAGAGAAAAAUUCCCAGAGAAAAUUCCUUUUAGAUUAACCCGCAUGUUAACCAAUGCCAUGGAGGUGACGGGACUGGAUGGUAACUACCGUAUCACAUGCCACACAGUGAUGGAGGUACUCCGGGAACACAGGGACAGUGUCAUGGCUGUGCUGGAGGCCUUUGUCUAUGACCCGUUACUCAACUGGAGGCUUAUGGACACAAACACUAAAGGAAAUAAGCGAUCCCGGACCAGAACUGACUCCUAUACGGCAGGACAGUCUGUCGAAGCCAUGGAGGGUAUUGACCUGGGAGAAACAACGCACAAAAAGCCUGGAACUACAGUGCCUGAGUCCAUUCACUCUUUCAUUGGAGACGGCCUUGUGCAACCUGAAGCCUUGAACAAGAAAGCCAUUCAGAUCAUCAACCGAGUGCGGGACAAGUUAACUGGUCGAGAUUUUUCCCAUGAUGAGACUCUGGACGUACCAACACAAGUGGAGCUGCUCAUUAAGCAAGCUACGUCACAUGAAAACCUGUGCCAAUGCUACAUUGGAUGGUGCCCUUUUUGGUAGAGCUUCUUAUUGUUCCUGCUGUCUUUUUCUAUAUUUCACUGGUAACAUCUCCUCGGACGGCGCUGCAGGCAGAGUGGGAAUUGGCAUCACAUUGGAAAAUAUGAGCAUUUCUUUACUGGUACAUUUUUGAGAAUUGUUGUCAAUCACUAUGGAUCUGUAAGUGAAAGAAUCAUGAGAAUGUCCUCUUCAAUGAGGCUGUUGUUGUAUGUCUAUUACAUUGACAGUGUUGUGAUAUUAGAAAUGAUCUGUCGCAGAUGUGAAUCUCGCUCUGUUACUGGUCAUUUCAUAGACUGAAAAGAACUCUGUCAUGAAAUAUUGUGGUCAAAUUAAAAAUAAGAAAUAAAUGAAGAAAUAAAUUCAAGUAGUUGUUUCAUGUAAAAAAUAAACAUGAUCUUAUAUUUAUGACCAAUAAAUGUUCUUUAUAAUGGAAACGUUGAUGGAGAUUUACAUGAUGACAAUAAUGCCAAUACAUUGCUCAGUAUAUGUUUUUACUGUAGCAGUGAUUACAUUUGUGCAGCAAAUUUGCUAAUAUCAGAAAUGUAUUUUAAUUUCUCUUCUACAGUUACUUUAAAGAUCAUUCAUAAUCAGCAUUUGACAUGAAAUGCAAAUCUUUUUCUUGGGAAGGACUAACUUUCAGAAAGUCCACUUAUAAAUGUCCAAACUCGUAACAUUAAACCUCACUGUAUUAAUUACCAGGAGAUUGUGUAAUAAAUAUGCCACAGUUCCAUCAAUAGUUAUGAGACACACAAAUCAUUAAUGUAUUAUAGGUGUAAGAAAGAAAUCAC